This is a messenger RNA of Penicillium taxi, 1083 nucleotides long. RefSeq names its product putative cell wall protein. The transcript is spliced from 2 exons. Bases 1 to 1083 code for a protein of 360 amino acids. Lineage: Eukaryota; Fungi; Ascomycota; Eurotiomycetes; Eurotiales; Aspergillaceae. The record is from RefSeq and is a predicted model, not a curated record.
AUGGCUCCCAAGACUUUUACCCUCUCGGCCGCUCUGUGCCUCGUCCUGGCUGUUGGUCCCUCGACCGUUCUCUCCGCACCCGGGCUGCCUGACCUUGGACUUCCCAUUCCCAAGCUGCCUCUCCCAGCACUGCCUGUUCCAGCCCUUCCAGCUGGCUCUCCUCACCAUGGCGAGGUGCCUUCCACUGGAAACACCGAGAAGGGUGCCGGCGGUGGCUUCACUGUUGGCAUUCCCGAUGGACCUGGUGUCUCCUUCGGAGGCGGUGCCCAUGAAGAGACCCACGGCCCCUGUGGCCCUGGUGUCAGCUCCCAGCGUGGCGCCGGUGGCGGCUUUGCUGUUGGUCUCCCUGAAGGACCUAGCGCUCUCUUUGGCGGAGGUGCACACGAGGCUCACCAGGCCUACCCAUGCCCUGAGGUUGCUGAACCUGCACCUGCUCCAGAGACUGUUGAUGAACCUGCACCUGCCCCCGCCCCAGAGACUGUUGCUGAGCCUACUCCCGAGUGGACUCACCCUUCCCCAGCAUGGACCCAUCCCGCACCUGAGUGGACUGACGCGCCUGAGUCUGUUCCUGCCUCGAGCGAUGUGCCUGAGCCCAUCGCUGCUCACGAGCCCAUCGCUACUCCCUGGCCCACCGCUGCUCCCCAGUCUGCUUCCCCCGAGCCUCCCACUGAAUGGACUGAAUCUAGCCCUGUAUCUCGCCCUGAGUCUACCCCCGCUUGGACUCCCAAGCCCAAUGGAGACGCUUUGCUUGAGUCCGCCACUGAGCCCGCCACUGAGCCCGCCACUGAGCCUGCUGUCCAAACCAUUCUCGCCCCCGAGCCUGAAGCCUCCAGCUAUGUGCCUGUGAUCCUCCCCCCAUCCUUCACCACCCCCAGCUGGAUUCCCACCAUCACCACCGCACCCAUCAGUGUGACUCCUACCCCCACCCCAGCUGUCUACUCGACACCCUUCAUCUCUCGUCCUGCUACCCACACUGCCGCAACCGCAGUGUCAGUUCCAGCCUUCAAUGCCGGCUCAACCAUGACCCCCAGCUCAAUGAUCGUGGCUCUAGCCCUAACCCUCAUGGUAGGCAUCUUCUGCUGA